Cordyceps fumosorosea ARSEF 2679 is the source of this 1113-nucleotide messenger RNA. RefSeq names its product cell wall glucanase. Gene Ontology annotation, molecular function: glycosyltransferase activity; hydrolase activity, hydrolyzing O-glycosyl compounds. Gene Ontology annotation, biological process: fungal-type cell wall organization; carbohydrate metabolic process. NCBI's taxonomy places the organism in Eukaryota, Fungi, Ascomycota, Sordariomycetes, Hypocreales, Cordycipitaceae. Gene Ontology annotation, cellular component: fungal-type cell wall. Bases 1 to 1113 code for a protein of 370 amino acids. The record is from RefSeq and is a predicted model, not a curated record. The transcript has 2 exons.
AUGUUCGCCAGGUUUUCCACCGCCGCCGUCCUGGCUCUUGCCAGCACCGUCGUUGCCCAGACCUCGACUGAGUGUAACCCCCUCAAGGAGGACUGCCCUGCCGACCCUGCCUUCGGCAAGAAUGGCAUGAACUGCGACUUCACCAAGGGCGAGUGCGACGGCUUCCAGUCCAUUGGCACCAAGAUUACCUAUGACGGCAAUGGCGCCAGCUUCCCUAUGAGCGCCAAGGGUGACGCUCCCACCCUCCGCUCUGACAACUACAUCUUCUUCGGCCACGUCGAGAUACAGCUCCAGGCCGCUGAGGGCAAGGGCAUCAUCACCUCGCUUGUCCUUCUCUCCGACGAUCUCGAUGAGAUUGACUUCGAGACCGUCGGUGCCGACAACAAGCAGAUCCAGUCCAACUACUUCAGCAAGGGCGACACCACCACCUACGACCGUGGUGGCUUCCACGCUGUUGAUAGCCCCCUGACCAAGACUCACACUUACGCUUUCGACUGGACCGCCGAGAAGGUCGAGUGGUUCAUCGACGGCAAGUCCGUCCGUACCCUCAAGGCCUCUGACGUCGGCGAGAAGUUCCCUCAGUCUCCCAUGCAGGUCAAGGUUGGCGCCUGGGUUGCCGGCUACGACGGCAACGCCAAAGGUACCAUCGAGUGGGCUGGCGGUGUUGCUGACUUCUCCAACGGCCCCGCUGUCGCCAUCUACAAGAGCGUCAAGGUCACCGACUACGCCGGCGGUUCCUCUGCCACCGACAAGAAUGUCAAGGAGUACGUCUACGGCGACAAGACCGGCUCCGCCAAGUCCAUCCAGGUCAAGCUCUCUGACGGCAGCUCCGGCUCUUCCUCUUCCGCCUCCAAGAGCGGCAGCACCACCGCUACCAGCUCUGCCUCGUCCAGCUCUGCCUCGGCCUCGGCCUCGUCGUCGUCCUCGGCUGCCACCACCAUGACCAGCGCUACCUCGUCCGCUGCCAACUCGACCAGCCACUCCAGCACCAGCCACUCCGGCGCUACCGCCACCGGGUCCAGCACCCCUACUGCCGUCCCUAACGCGGCUCCCAAGGCUGGCCUCGCCCUUGGCGCCAUUGCUUUCGGUGCCCUCGCCGCCCUUGCUCUGUAA